UCGAUAUUUUGGGUUCAUCGAUGUUUUUCCGACAUCACUAUUUACGCCAAGAAAUUUCAAGUUUUUUAUGAGGCGCUGGGUGUUUAGUUUUAUCUUGUUUUAAAAGUCGAGUUUAAGACACAAUAAGUAUGGCUGCAGCAACACAGCAAAGACAGCAUUGUGGAGAAGUUUUUAUAACGAAUAACUACCUCAUGAUGGUGGAGUGCAAAUUUUGUUGGCAGCAAUACACCGCUUAUGACAAGUUCCUGAACCAUAUCUUCGAUCAACAUUUCGACGAAGUUGAUAAAUUUAAUGAAACCCAAGAUGAAUUGACGGAAUAUGACGACGAAAAUAUACUAAACUCAUUGGAUACAGGUGAAGAUGACAUACAACAGAAAUGUAUUAACUUGUUGGCAGAAUCUAAAGAGGCCCUUACAACAAAUGAGGUAAGCGAAAGAGGACAUUCUUCUGAAGUUAACCAGUUCGGAGAUACUGACGAAUUCGAAGGUGCCUAUGUGUCAACAGAAAUAACUUUGUGCCCAUCUAAAAUAAAAAGCCGAAAGGAAACUACUCGGACUAAACGAAAUACAAAGCCUGUGCAAAACUCUGAUGCGGACCCGACUAGCUCCAAAUAUCGACCAGUUUUUAUUAAAUCUCGCACGUUUCGGGAGGGAGAAGAUAGAAAAUUUAAAUGCAGGAUAUGUGGCCACACAUUUGCUCAAAUUACAAUUUUGAGAAAGCAUGAAAAAAGACAUUCGACAAGCAAACCUUUUCCUUGCACCAAAUGCAAUAAACGAUUUUUCACACGCACUGAAUUGGAUACACAUAUUAGAUGGCACACCGGUGAGCGGCCGUUUGUGUGCACCUAUUGCGGGAGCAGUUUCAUAACUAAUGGCAGGUUAAAUAUUCACGAAAAACGUCAUCUGAAUGUCCGAAAUUACAAGUGUAAUGAAUGUGAUAAAUGCUUUUUUGAUGGUCGUCAGUUGCGUACACACGCUGUUGUACACACGAAGGAACGUAAUUAUGAAUGCGAAACAUGCCAGGCAAAGUUUUCUCGCAAGAUAACAUUGCAAACCCAUAUGAAAUUGCAUGAAAAUGCGUUACGUUAUGAAUGCGUCAUCUGCCAUAUGCGUUUCAAUCAACGGCCCAUGAUGUUAUGGCAUGUGAAGAGUAAACAUAAAUUGCUUCGUGUAGAUGCGAAAGCAAAUGCUGCAUAUGACUAACAUUAAUUUAAAAUAACCAGCUCGGGUCUAUUUAAACGGAAUGACGCAGGAUCGUAACAUUCGUGAACGAACAACUCGUUACGUAAAAAUGCAUAUUUCGGAUUAUUGCAUUCGUGAACGUACUGCUCGUCAUAAUUCGAUAAACGAGACGAGCAGUACGUUCACGAUUUUUAUAAUGCGAAAUAUGCAUUUUUACGCAAAAAGAAUAAAAAUACUUCUGUCGCUUCUCUCUGGCACCACAGGAAAAUUCUACUUAGUAAGGGUUAUAAGUAAACGUAAAACCAGUAACUAUUGGUUUUCAUGACAGCUGAUAAAUUUGUGGUUUAUUCGUAGAAAUUUCUUAAUAAAACAGUAUUUCAUGUCUUACUUUAUA
Molecule: messenger RNA, 1575 nt
Organism: Rhagoletis zephyria (snowberry fruit fly)
Lineage: Eukaryota; Metazoa; Arthropoda; Insecta; Diptera; Tephritidae
Product: zinc finger protein OZF-like
Source: RefSeq, a predicted model, not a curated record